AUGAAAAUUCUAUUAUAUAUUGCAAUAAUUUUAUCUUUUUUUAGUUUAAUUACUAUUUCAAGUGAAUGUAAAAUAGCUGUACUUUUAUCAGGAUCCCCAAAUGAUCUUGGAUAUAAUUAUUUAAUGAAUGAAGCAAGAGUUAAAGCCGAGAGUGAAUUAAAAUUAGAUUUUUCAAUAUAUUACGAAAAUUUAGAAGAGUCAAUGGAGGAAGCUGAAAAAGCAUUUCAAGAUGCACUUCAUAAAGGUGCAAAUUUAAUAGUUGUUGGAUCAUUUGUUCAUGUUGGGUUGGGUUUAAAAUAUGCUGCACUUACAAAAGAUCAAGAUAUUUAUUGGAUUAUCCGUGGUAACAAAAGACCAAAUCCAGAUCUUCCUCAUGUUGUAAUUUUAAAUUUUAAUUCUUUUGAAUUACACUAUUUACUUGGUUAUUUCUCAGGAUUAAUGACUAAAACCGGUAUAGUUGGUUUUGUUGCACCAGGUCCAGAUGUUAAUACAAUUUCAACUGAUAAUAGCUUUUAUUUAGGGGCAAAGUAUGCACGUCCAAAUAUUACCUUUUUGAAUGUUUAUGUUCAAUCCUGGUAUAAUCCAAACGUUUCAUAUAGUGCAGCAAAAAUGUUAAUUAAAAAUGGAGCAGAUUUAAUUGGUAUGUCACAAGAUGAUAUGUCAUGUCAAAAAGCAAUGAUGGAUAGUGGAUUAAUUGGAAUUGGUGCAACUGGAUAUCCAACACAUCUUUUAUUUGGUGGAAAUGUUGGUGUUUCUUAUAUUACCAAUUGGACCAACCUUUAUGUGAAGUAUGCUCAACAUGUUUUAAAUGAUGAUUGGCCAGAUUAUAGUUCUUACUUUACCAAUUUAUCAAGAGAAGAUUCAAUUUUCAUUGAUGAUUAUAGUUAUAAAGUACCAAUUGAUAUUCAAAAUUUGGUUAAUGAUGAAAUCCAAAGGUUAAAGAAUACAUCAUAUAUUCCAUACCGUUCAGAUCCUUAUUUGGCUCAAUUGGGUAUUCCAUUCGAUAGUAAAGGUCUAUUGGUUGAAGAUCAAUUUAGAGCAAAUAAAAAGCUAUUAAAAGGUGAUAGUAUUUCAAAAGUUAUUGAUUUUGGUCAAUAUUCAAUACCGAUUGAAUUUAUUGAUUAUCCAAAUUCAUUAAAAUAUGGUGUAACAAUUGUAUCUGGUGUUUGUAUUUUUAUAUGUUUAGUUUGUAUGACAUUGGUAGUUGUAUUUAAAAAGGCAAGAGUUAUUAAAUCGUCAAGUCCAGCAUUUUUAUUAUUAAUUUUAUUGGGAUGUUGUAUUAUAUUUGCUGCAUGUAUAUUAUUUGCACAAUCACCAACCAAUCAAACAUGUUCAGCUAGAAUUUGGUUAUUAAGUUUAGGUUAUACAUUGUUUUUGGGUAAUUUGUUAGUAAAGAAUUGGAGAAUUUGGUUAUUAUUUGAUAAUCCAAAAUUAAAGAAACGUGCAAUUACCAAUUGGAAAUUAUAUCCAUGGGUAUUUGCUAUAUUGGCAAUCGAUGUAAUGAUAUUGGCUAUUUGGCAAGGUUUGGGUAAUAUCAAUGCUGAGUCUAGAAUUGGCUAUGAUUCAUUAACUCAAUAUCAAUAUAAAAAUGUUUGUUCAAGUGAUGAUCAAGGUUCAAUUGCUUUAUAUCUUUUAUUGGUAUUUCAUGGUUUGGUUUUAUUGGUUGCAUGUUUUAUUUCUUUUAAAAUUAAAGUUGUAGAUAUUGAAGAAUUUAAUGAAUCAAAACCAAUUACAACCAGUGUUUACAUUAUAACAUUUUGUUUAUUCAUUGUUAUACCAUUAAUGGUUUCACCACAAUCAUUAACUAGUCAAACUACAAUCAUUUGUGUUUGUGCUAUCGUUACAACUUUAAUUAGUAUGUUGUUAUUAUUUGGUAGUAAAUUCUAUAAAAUGGCAACUCAAGGCUUAGCAAUUAAUGAAACUUUUGCAACUAGUACAAAAUCAUCAAGUAAAUCUUCAAAAUCAAGUUAUGGUAAAGAUAAUCCAAAUCCAAAUGCUAUCAAUUUCGGUGAAGAUGAUACAUCUGAUGAAACUUCUGAAGAAAAGCAUAAAUCUCCAAAACAAAAAUCUGUAAAUUUUAGUAAUAAAUCAAAUUCUCAUUUAGCAGUUUUUACAAGUGAUGAAGAAACAAGUAAAACAAGUAAAUUAAGCAUUGAUUUUGAAAAUUCAAGUAAAGAUAUUAGUAUUGAUCAAUUACAACAACAAAAACAACAACCAAUUAACACAAAUGGGGAUUUAGAAAAUAAAUCAAAUGAUAAAAUAGAUGAUGAUAAUGAUAAUUCAAGUGUUUUAUCUAAAAGAAUAUCAAAUCAACAAAAUGGUGAAACAGAAAUUGAUUCCAAUAAUGUUUAA
Messenger RNA from Dictyostelium discoideum AX4, 2352 nucleotides. RefSeq names its product G-protein-coupled receptor family 3 protein 9 (gene grlJ). Gene Ontology annotation, molecular function: G protein-coupled receptor activity. The transcript has 4 exons. Gene Ontology annotation, cellular component: Golgi membrane; membrane; plasma membrane. Lineage: Eukaryota; Evosea; Eumycetozoa; Dictyosteliales; Dictyosteliaceae. Bases 1 to 2352 code for a protein of 783 amino acids. The record is from RefSeq and is a predicted model, not a curated record. Gene Ontology annotation, biological process: sorocarp development; G protein-coupled receptor signaling pathway.